Paramuricea clavata is the source of this 6769-nucleotide messenger RNA. The record is from the annotation of a GenBank genome assembly. Lineage: Eukaryota; Metazoa; Cnidaria; Anthozoa; Malacalcyonacea; Plexauridae.
AUGAAAAGAAUGAGAACGGCAGCAGACUCUGAUAGUGCUAAAUCAGAGAGUGAUGUUGAGAAUUCGUGUAACACUGACAACGAAGUGAAAACUGAUUCUGCAGAUGAUACUAGUAGUGAAGUAGGUGAUGAAUAUGAAUGGGCUCCUUUAAAAGUUGAAGAAGCCCAACAAAGUUAAUCGGAAUUCGAAGAACUAACCCAGAAUUUCACUUUAAAAGGUGUUGACGAAAACGAAGCUAAAGACAAGGCAUACUUACUUAUCCUAUCAAAACUUCGUAAAUGUUUGCAGAAAAUUUAUCUGGAACGUUUACUAUGGAUAAGACAACUAAAGAGGGAUCCAGUACACAAAAAGAUCAUGAAAACCAGGAAUGUCUUGAUGAUAAAUGAUGGAUGAUAAAUUAUAAAUUGGACCACAGGGAAGCGUUAGAGGCCGCUAUUGACAAGAGAACAUUUCUUUUGAAAAGAAUUUUAAGAAACACAUUGUCUCCUAGUGACAUUGACUCUUAAUGGUUGUUUGUAUACGAUCCUGUGUGGUAGCUUUUUUCCCCUAACCCAUCUCACUAUCCCUCUCCAAAGUCCCGGCAAACCUUCAAAAAGGCAUUUGGGGCCACAACUAUUUAAUGUUAGGAAAUCAGUUGACAUUCAUCAUUUGACAUUAUGCCUCGGAAGUGUAAGGAUUGUCCCAUCUGCGGCGAGCGAGCUUUAAAAAUAUUGGCAAGCCAUUUGGGAGACGUCCAUGAACUUUCUUCCUAAGCUAGAAAGACAACCUUACCUUAUUCGUGCUAAAAUGUUUUAGCAGAGUUGUACAGAUUAAUUGGGAACAGUAAAAUGCAGUCAAAGUGGAAUAAAAGCGGAAUAAAGAAUAUACCUAUUCGUCAACCAAAAUCCUCCAGGAAGAGAACAAAAUCGAAUACAAAACCUGCAAAGAACGUGGGCAAUACAGAGCAAGGCCAACGCAGUAAUUUAUCAACUACAAAGAGGCUAAAACUGUGUUCUCAUAUAGCAGUCCCAAGACGUACCAAAUGGAUUACGGAAGAUGAAAGCAAGAUGAUGAAAGCAGACACGACGACGAAUUGGAUAGCGAAACUUCUCAAACAACUGACGAUAUAUUAGAAGCAUAACUUUGUAAAACGUUCUGAAGAAAGAAAUGUGUUUUAAAUCUAAAUUAUUGCGCAAAUUUUUGUCCGCAAGGCCUCGCGCCCGAUUUUGAGGCAUACACCUACGUUAUAAAGUAAUCCCUGUCUAUCCAUUGGGAUACACUUAGUUAUGCAAAUUUUUGUUCGCCUAAUCCCUUAAUUACCUACAUGUCACCUAAUGACUUAGCAACACAUAACAACACAACAUUUCCAAGUUUAAAACAUGUUUAUUGAUACAAAUAACAGUUAAAAGAUAUCAAGUUCGCCUAUUAAACCGUAAGCAGAUUUGAGAAAUCUAUACUCAUGGACGCGACAAAGUGCUGAGCUCAGCGAAAAUAAUGACUGUUCGCCUGAACAUGUCCACGACCGACCGUAAUAAUAUCUAUUUAUAUCCAUUAGAAUCCUAUUGAUUAUGCAAAUUCAUAUUGCUAUAAUCCCCUUAAUUACCUAAAACUUUGUGUUUUACGCGUGGGAAUUACCUGACAACGCUACCAUCAGAAUAUUAUGUUUCUAACGCAUUUGUUUCUAGCAAUAAAAACUAUAUAUUUAAACUGACUUUACUUUGAAAAUACGCUUGUAAAACCAUAGUUUUUAUUUCGUUUAAAGGAACAUAAGUAGUGUGCUAUGUCUUUGAGAAACUUUUAUCAGAAACUAAUUCUGAAUAAAUUAAAUACAUUUUGUGAUUGAUGUCGCGUUACCUUAUUGUGUUUGGUCGCGUUACCUGUCACAUUUCGCCGAGGCUUGCCCCGCAAAGCGACGUCAUGGAUUUUGCAAACUAAUUACUUCCGCCGCCAUUGUGCUGUCUGGACAAAGUGACGUCAUUGUCGGAAUCCCUUUGAACUCCAUAGGGGGUCUAGUACUACUUACGUUUAUACUUAUGUUACUUACUUAGGUUAAACUACUUAUUUUUACAGCAGUUGUGAUAUAACUUUCCUAACUGUGUUUUUAUCAUAACCUACCCUGACAAGUGACAACUUGCACUGUGGGAGGAAACCGGAGCGCCCGGAUAAAACCAACGACUUUCGGCAGAGCGUUGACAGAAUCAUUUCACAUGAGUCCGUAGGGAGAUCGAACACACUAUCUUAGAGUGAAAGCCAGUUGCCCUGACAUUUAACGAACACUUGAGUUGAGGACUAGUAAAGUACGGUCGAAUAGAGGUUGUUGUCGAGAUUGUCGCCCUAGUGUUGAAAAACUUGCUCAUAUGGAUUUUGGAAGGACGUUUUAGAGGUUUAAGGUCGUUGUAAAGGUAUUAAUUGGUCCAAUUUGUCUAUUUACCCAUUCAUUAUAAUUAAGGCGUAACAAACUUUGCUGAAAUCUCGAAAAUUUAUUGAGAAGAAAAUAACAUGUUUUGUAUCAUUGUUUUCAGCUCCGAGAGAUAUUGUUCCAACACAAGAUCCAACUGAUGCGCCUGUGUCAAGACAGGCUCGAUCUCCAUCAGGUUGAACAGGAUUUUCAUUUUAGCCAAUCAUUUUUCAACUUGCAUUCAUAAAUGCGCAUAACGUACCGUACAGUUGAGAUACAACAGGAUUUUCGACUUUUUACUCACCUCUUACAACCAGGGUGUAAAAAGCUGGAUGGAACAAAUAUCUUCGUCUUAGGUUUACACCCAGAGCCGAAUUUGGGCUAAACACCGCCUCUGGAAUAAUUAACGGCAGUCAAAAUAAGGAUACCUAAAGCCUAAGAGAAAAUUCCAUCUUUAAGCUAUGGUAGCUUUCUCUUCAGGCAUUGCCUUAGAUAGGCGGACAGAAUUGAAAGUGUAUGUAUGUAAACCAUUUAGAUUUAGAGUGUAUGUAAACCAAGGUUACAACUAGCAUCACUUAUCUGUGCAGACUACAGGCAUAUCAGUGCUUUGCAUUCGCCAUCUAGAAAUAGAUCUGAAAUUGAAAUUUGUACACAAAUUGAAUCAGAAAAUCUUUCGUUUUUCAUGUGACUUAAAUAAUUUGUACUGAUUGCCUAAAGCUUCUGAACUUUUUUAUGCAUAAAUAUUCAAAUAAAUAGCCUGAUAACCCCGAUAGCACAAACAUUAAGACAUGUACUUAAGGCGCUUUCUAUAAUAUACCAUCUAAAUCGUUAUAGGGGUUUACCAUUUGGAUGUUACAAUUGUGAACCAUUAUGGAAAGGCUGUCAGGAUUAUAACCACCCAUUCUAAUGCAACAUAUCGGAAAUUUGUGAUUCCAGUUGGUGGUAGUUAUCGAAUAAAAUCAACAUCUGCUACAAGUGGGAAUCUAGUCAUCACAGCAAAUGAUCCAGCAAAUAAUUUUCCAAUCACAAAAGACGGAAAGAACUUAGUUUUCUAUGUAUCACCCAGUCCCAUGCCAGUCAACCGUGUCUACUAUAUUCCAUCAGGUGACUUAUGGACCACUGAUGUCGAUAAUCACUUGUUUAAGUUGUUUUGUCAAUAACAAUUCGGCAUAUACUAAAAAGCACCUAUAGAAUUUAAUAUGCUGUACAGUAUAUAUAACAAAAUUAAUUAAUUAAUUUUUAAAUUUUCUCGCGAAAGGAUUACUCUUUUACAUGAUUGUAAUGCUAACUUAGUUACAUUUCUUCUAUAUAUUAAUCCAGGACUCUAGCGACCAGGAAUAUAUGUUACCCAAAGUCCCGCACUGCGAAAAUGUGUUGUCCUCAUUUGUCCAUUUAGCACCUCAUUAAAUAUAAGAAGAGCGUAACAAACUUUGGCUACGUUUCCAAAAUUUACCAUAUUGUAUAAUGUUAUUUCCAGGCCCAAAGGAUGAUGUGUCAACACACGCUCCUGUGGUUGGUCCAACUAAUGGUGUGUUAACACAAGCUCCAACUGAUGCUACUUUGCCACCACAAGGUAUAGAACAAAUUUUUUUAUUUCAACCAAUCAUGAUCUUGUUAGAUACCAGUCUAUUCUUACUUGUAUGAACUUGAUAGAAAUACCAAUAUCUUCAGUGUUUGCAUUCGCGCAUGCGCAUAAGGUACGACGCAACUAUUGACAGACCGUAAAGAUUUGACUAUUUUCUUUUAAAUCUGGUGUAAAUAGCCGCCAUAAUAUGCCCGUAAUAGUUCUCCAAAUGACAUUUAUCUCCCAAUGAUGACAUAAUAGCCACACUGUUUAUUAACCGUGCAAUUGUUUUAGUUAAGGUGGCUUGCUACACUUUUUUAAAAAUUAAAGAUUCUCUGAUUUGGAUAUAAAUUUUUGGCGAAUAAUUAUUUGUUUUAAAACAAAGAGUAUCUGACUGGUAUAACACAAUAACUAAGAAGUUCGAAAUUUUAAAAAAACUACUCCUAACUGCCGUUGCUAUGGCAACAGUGACGUCCCAACAUGACGGAUAUUUUAUGUUUAAUGUAACUUAACUCGAAAAAAAGGUCGGUUACCCCAUUUUUUACUUCAUAAAAUAAUUUGUAUUGGAAUUUUGAAUUAUUUUCUAAUUUUAAAAAAUUCUGUAAUGCCGAAAUUUUUUAAGAUAGAAAAAUAUGAAAAUUCCUAAUAAUAUUUUUUACCAUUACAGAAUUUUUUUUAAAUCAUGAAAAGUAAUUCAAAAUACCAAAGUAAAUCAUUUUAUGAAAUAAAAAAUGGGGAUAACCGAACUUUUUUUCGAGUUAAGUUACUUCAAACAUAAAAUAUCCGCCAUGUUGUGACGUCAUUGUUGCCAUAGCAACGACAGUUCGGAGUUGUUUUUAAAAAAUUCCGAACUCCUUAGUUAUUGUGUUAUUGUUACCAGUCAGAUAAUUAUUCUCCAGAAAUUCAUAUCCAAAUCAGAAUAUCUUUUGUCCCUUUUAGUGUUGCGAGCCACCUCAAGCACGUGCGAGAAAGCAUGUAUGUUGUCCAGUACAGUAUUAUAGUCAUGUGGACAACCUGUCAUAUAUGCCGAUUAAUCAUAAUCCGUUAUAAUUGUUCAUCUUGCUUUCACUCAUUAAAUGUUAUGUUACAGUACGGUCUUGUUUAUGGGUGUGUUUUGUGCAAGGAAUUGUGGUUGGUUCAGAAGUGUUAACUGUGGUAGAAGAAAUUUAGACAUGUUGAGCAAAAUCUUGCUCAUUGUUUGAUACUGAUGUCUGAGGAUUAAGGUGCCAUGACCGACUUUGGAUGGUAUUCAUCCUUUGGACGCGCAGAUUGAAUUACCGUAAUAUGUAUUUCUCCCGUUCCAGGAGACACUUUAGUUUCAAGUGAUACUACUGUGUCAAGACGAGAUAUAACUGACGCUUUUAUGAACCGGGAUUAUGAAACUACUGGUAAUGUGUCACUACAAGCUUCAAUUAAUGCUACUGUGUCAACACAAGCUGCAACUGAUGCUGCUGUGUCAACACAAGGUCCAACUGAUGCUGCUGUGUCAACACAAGGUCCAACUGAAGCUGCUAUGUCAACACAAGCUCCAACUGAUGCUGCUAUGUCAACACAAGCUCCAACUAAUGCUGAUGUGUCAACACAAGCUCCAACUAAUGCUGAUGUGUCAACACAAGCUCCAACUGAAGCUGCUGUGUCAACACAAGCUCCUACUACUAUAACUGUACGAACAGAUAAUUCAACUGCAAGUCCAACUGAUGCUGCUGCGUCAACGCGUCCAACUGCUGCUGUAACAACUGAUGCAGGUUUAUUUCAAUUUUUAACGUUGUACUUGAUUCUGCUACAUUAAUGAUAAUGAAUAGCAAAAUGAAGAACUCUCAAACCAUGCAAGUCCAUUUAAUUAGUGAAUACAACAAGUUCAAAUUACUCAAUAUUUUUAAUAAUUUCAUUUCUAGAUGUCAAAGACGUCUGCAAAUAUGAGAAAAUUUACGUUAUUAGUAUCAUAGCAUUAGCGAUCCUUCUAGCAAUACUGCUUCUUAUCGUUGCUUGUUUGGUUUGUGGAGCAUCAAAAACAAAAGUUAAGACGAAAACUAGUGUUGAAAUGCAUGAAUCACUUGUUGAUUCAAUGCCUAACGAAGAUGAAGAGAACAACUGCAGUGGAGACGGUACGAUACGGAUAAAUCUUUAAAAAAAGUAGUAUACCCAGUUCAACACUAUGAAUAGCUUGCAUAUAGAGUUCAUACAAUAUAAUUUUAUUAUUAAAUUUCAAAACCUUGCCAUAUUUUGUAUCGUUCUUUUCAGAUCCAAGAGAUAAUGUACCAACACAUGUUUCCGCAGUUUGUUCAAGUUUUGCUGCAACAACAGAAACUACAACUGAUGCUGCUGGGUCGGCGCAAGGUUCAACUGAUGCUGUUGUUUCAAUGGAAGUUCCAACUGUUGCUGUUGUGUCAGAAGCUCGAGCUCCAACCGAUACUACUGUGUCAUCACAAGAUCCGAAUAAUGCUGCUUUGUCAACACAACCUCCACCCAAUGCUGCUGUGUCAACAAAAAGGUCAGCUGAUGCUACUGUGUCACCACAAGCUCCAGCCGAUGCUGCUGUGCCAACACCGAGUCCAACUGAUGCUUUUGUGUCAUCAGAAGCUCCAACUAAUGCAGCUGUGUCAACACAAGUUCCGACCAAUGCUGAUGUGUCAACACAAAGUCCAACUGAUUCUGCUAUGCCAUCAACAGCUCCAACUAGUAAUGCUGCAUCACCACAAGCGCCAACCAAUGCUGCUGUAUCAUCGCAAGGUCCAACUAAUGCUGCAGUGAUAACUGUCGGCGCGACAAAUGCUGCUGUCAAGAAAACCACCAUCCAAGAUGAAGGCAUGAAUGAAACUGAUCUUUGA